AUGGCUCUUGAACUGCAACACCAGGGGACGGACCCCCUCCCCCUACACCCGACUUCCAAGGACAGCUACCCGCACCAGCCUAGGACGUCUUCGCUCAGCGCUCUGCCAAACGUUGCCACUAUCACUGCCGUCAGCAGCGAACGGAGGUCCCAUAGUCUGGCCUACCCCGUGGUUAAGCCUUGCUUCAUCCCGCCAGCGCGUCCUGCCUCGUCUGGGCUCUCUGGUCCGAUUCGACGAAAGCCUGUAGCCAGCACAGCCUCAUUGGUUGAGCAACUCCCGGUCGUGUCCCAGGAACACCAGCCUAUCAAGGAAGAGGACGAGGACUACGUUGAAGAAGAGGAAGAACAAGCAGAAGAUUACGAGUAUUACGAAGGAGACGAAGCAGACGAAGCAGACUACGACAGUCACGACGAGCUGCACUUUUUGGAUAGCAUCGCCGACCUAGACGGUCUUCAAAAUCUAGGGAAUCUAGACCAUCUGGGCGUCUUCGACGAGCUGCCCCGGCCUGAUCAGAGAUUUACGCGCUCGUACUCCAUCGACAGCCCGACGCUGUACGAAUUUCCAGGCCAAUCACACAGGACUCACGACGGAUUGUCAUUGCCGCCUUUGCCGCCUUUGCUGGUGCCGUCCUCCUUGUCUGUUUCGAAAAAGCCAGGCGACGUUGACAAAGAAUCUCCGACCGCCAUUCCGGAUUCGGGCUAUCCCCAAUCCCAGGACGCCGACUUUGAAGAAGCUGCCGCCCUGACCUCCCGAAACAGUCUGUCCUUUACCCCUGCACCCCCUCAAACAGGUACAGCCGACGUUUCGGCACACCAUGAUAACGGUCUCGUCACGAACACAGCCCGUGACCAGAUCGACGUAAGACACUCAUUUGAAGAGGACGAGGAACGAGAAGAGCCCAGACUGCAGCAGGAGCAGAUCAAAGAACCGGAAGAAGACCAAAGAGAGCCCAGCCCUACCAUGUCCCUUUUCUCACGUAAGCCACCUCAUCUCAGUUUGGGAACGAUUAGCAGCAACCACAGCGACAAAGACAUCAAAGACGCGCAAAAAUCACCCUCUGGCGAUUCUCGGUACUCUACGUACCAGGACGAGCAAAGCCCUGUUUCUUUCUCUCGCCAGUCAAUCAAGUCAUUGACCCCGACCAUCAAGCAGAGGCCCAACACCCUCAAGCCGCUGCCCAAGUCGCCGGGCUCGUCCAAGCUCGGCAAUUUCUUUGGCUGGGCACCCUCGCCAUCGACGACCGAAUUCUCUGACCAAGAAUUCUCUCCGCUCUCUUCUCCCUACGCACUGCAAGCACCAGGCACCGUCGGCACUCAUGCCUCCAUCUUGUCUACAGCAGGAACCAGCAUCACAUCCGUCUCCUCACAAGGCAGCGACUACAAGAACGGCGAGACGCAUGCCGUCAGAGACGACCUACAGACACCAGCGAUCAUUGCAUCACAACCACAGCAUUUACUGUCAUCGCUGUCAUCAUCCAACGAGAUCGAAGAGAUGGAGGAAGAGCUGAAGGCCAUCAGCGCCGAGCUGGCUUCGUCCAUCCGGCGAGAGAUAGACCUAGAAGACCUUGUGGACAGGUUGCAGACAGAGAUCAGCAACCCACAGGCACCGGGGAAGCGCACGAGCGACUACUAUUCCGACUCCGGCUACAGCUCCAGCCGGGCGAUCAGCGACUACGAUGCCGCAAAAGAGGAAAUCGCACAGGUGCAGCGCCGUGCCGAGCAGGAAAAGGCGCAGGUGCGGCUCGAGCUGACCCAGAAGCUGUCUGACGAGCGGACGCGCCGCACGUAUCUGGACCAGCAGAUCAAGGAGCUCAGCGAGCGGGCUACAACUCUGGAUCUCGCCCAGACCCAGCGCAGCAACGAGGAAGUCAGCGGUCGCGUCAAGCAGCUAGAAGGCGCCUGUGAAGACCUAAGGCGUCGCCUGGCGGAGGAGCGGAACGUCAAGGAGAACUUUGAGGACUUGCUGUCGGCCAUGAAGGGCGAGCUCCAGAGCGCCACCAACGAGCGCGACAACCUGCGCGAUGAGGUGGUCCCACAGCUGCGUGCCCGCGUAGAGGGUCUCGAGACGCAAGCUGCCGAACUGGCACGUCAAGCCUACGAGACCAGCAAGAUGCAGCAGGAGCUGCAGACGCUCAAGGAAGAGAACUCGAAUCUGCGGGCCAUCAGUACCAGCCUAGCUGCAGCCGAAGAAGGCGAGCAGCAGGACGGAGUUUUCAAGCUGCAGCGGGCGCCGGCAGGACUGUCUCGGUCGAACACGCUGUCCCGAUCCAACACGCUUUCGCGGUCCAACACGGUGAAGCGGCAGCAGCAGCAGCAAGGCCAGGGCGCGGCAGCCCCGACAAGCACGAUCAACGAGUCGCGCGAAGUACUGGCCGAGCGGCUCCGAGAUGUGGAGGCGCAGCGCGAUGCAUUGCACAACGCGCUGAAGAAUCUGCUGGAGCGCCAAGACUUCCAAAAUCGUGAAAGCAGCAAAAAGGUGCGGAUACUGGAGAUGGAGCGCGACCGACUGUUGACGGCGUCUCCCAAGAAGGCCGGAUACGAGCGUGAGGUGGCAUCGCUGCGCGAGGAGGUCAGCAUGCUACGGCGCCGCGCAGAAGAUGCGUUGGAGCAAAAGUGGCAGGUGGAGAAGGGCCUGGGCGGUCUGAAGAUGGAUCUGGACCGCGCCGAGGAGGAGAUUGCAAGCCUGCGCAAGAUGCUGCAGCAGAGCGACAUCCUGAUCACGCCCUCCAGCCGCGUGGUGUCUAUGGCAUCGGGCGACUUGGACGCGAAUGCCACACCUUCGGGACCAGCAACGUCGGCUUCGCUGGAGGCAGCGUAUCGGAACCUGCAGACAUACUACAACGAGGCGCUAGAGCGUAUCCGGGCGCUGGAGAUCUCGGCGUCCGACGGCACGAUCGUUGCGGCCAUGGCAGACGAGAAGACGGCGAUGGCCAUUCGGCGUCUGGAGCAGGCACUAGCCGGAGCCGUGGCAGACCGAGAUGCAGCCCAGAGCCAGUUGGCGGAUGCGGCGGCUGCGGAGGCUUCGCUGAUGGCGAGCGAGCGCAAUCUGGCGGAGCAGCUGGACGCUUCAGCAGAGCGGGUGACAGAUUUGGCACAGCAGGUGCAGGAACAGCUCUCGACCAACGCGCUGCUGCGCGAGCGGCUGACAACGAUGGUGGCUCGACGAGAGUCGGAGCAGCGAUUCAACAAGGAGCGCAUUGUUGGUCUGGAGGCACGGCUGCGCACGCUCGAGGAGCAGCUGGUGGCGACGCAGACGGCAGCGGAAGACGGCGUGUCGCGGCACGAGGAGCAGGUGGCAGCGCUGCGGGAGGCACACUCGUCGCAGCUGCAGCGGCUGCGCGACGCGUCAGGCCAAUUACGGGCGCCACCAUCGUCGCCGCGAGCCGGAGCUGGACUGGUAUCACCGCGAUUCUUCGCGGGUAACGGCGGGUUGAAGUCGCCGUUGUCGCCGAUGUUUGCCAUCAACGGACGGCUGGUGCCAUCACGGCCGAGCAGCCGGAACAGCAUUUCCGGUGCAGGGACGGGAUCGGGCGGACGAGCAUCGCCGACGGUCGAGGCCGACCAGCAGAUGCAGGUGUCGACUCUGCGGGCACGCGUGGGCGAGCUGGAGGGAGCGCUGGCGUCGGCCGACAGCGAGCUGCAGGAGGUGGUGGGUCGGAUGAACACGGCCCAGAUCGAGGUGCUGCAGCUGCAGGAAGAGCGGGAGCAGGCUGCUCGGGAGACGCGGAAGUUGCAGCAGCUGCUGGAGGCCGAGCAGAUCAAGCACUUUGAGGAGCGGUUCCGGUCGUUGGGAAGGAUCUCCACGAUGGCAUAA
Messenger RNA from Grosmannia clavigera kw1407, 3813 nucleotides. Its product is annotated as intracellular protein transport-like protein. Bases 1 to 3813 code for a protein of 1270 amino acids. The transcript has 3 exons. Lineage: Eukaryota; Fungi; Ascomycota; Sordariomycetes; Ophiostomatales; Ophiostomataceae. The record is from RefSeq and is a predicted model, not a curated record.